AUGGACGAUUGUGUCCAGAAUUGGUUCAAUCCGUUUAAAUGGCUGGUGAUCAGUUAUAGGUCUUGGUGGGAAGAUCUGGAAAUCGGGAAAGUGGAAGCCUUGGUUACAGGUCCUAAUGUUAGGAGAAACAGCCUCCGCGGAGGCAGAAGCCCUUGGGGCCCCGCCCCCAAUAAGCACGCCCCUGCCCUCUCAUUGGCCCUGUCCGCUUUCACUGACAGUCCAUCUACGAGCCGAGCGGCCCGAUGCAACUCCACCCCGCCCACUCCUCGGCGCACCGCACCGCGACCGAGCUCCGCCCUCAUCUGCGCGGCCCCUCACCUUCCCGCCGGGCCUCCUCGAGGAACUGGCCGCCGGCAGUCAGAGCGUAGACGGCCGCAGAAGCGCGCCGCCGACACUCGCCGAGCCAGCCAGUUCCCCACAGAGAAGAGGGAUCUCUCCCGCCACCUCAGCCUCUCUGGUGGUGGAAGAAGCCGCCAGUUCAAAGCCCUCCUGCCUGUAGCACAGCUGUUUCUCUGGCAACCAGAUGCGCGACGCUUCCGGUCUCGCGAUAGGGGAAAGGGCUGUACCAUCCGGAAAUGGGACGGGGGCCGGCUGCUGCUGGAGGCCCGCGAGCUGGACUGCCCGGCUGUGUCCCUCCGUCUUCGCGGCCGACCGUGGGGGUGGGAAGCGAUUUGUUCGUCUUUAGGUUGGAUUCCGAACGGGGACGUCUGGAUGCUUGUGUAUCUCUGUCCCUCAGGUUGCUGUGAUGCCUUACAGGUCAGCUAUUCUCUCCGAGCAGUUUCCCCCUCCGUAAAAUGGGAACAAUAAUAAUUCUCUUCUCACAAGACUUGUGCAGCUCAAAAAGACCAUGUAUGUGAAGCUCUAGUAAAUUUGGGGUGCUAUGGAAAUUUUUAAAAUAUUCGUUUUGCACAGAUUUGGCUACACUCCAAAAAGUUAUAAUUGCUUGUUGCACCUUCUUUCAUUUCGCAGUUCCUCUAAUUCUCAGUGCACGAAAAUUAUUUCCCUAAGUCCACACACGGAUUUUCCUCACCUCCAGUGCCAUCAGAUUUCUCCUGCUUCCCAGCACGUUACUGUUUACAGAGCAUUUUCACAUUCAUGGCUCCUUUGUCCUCAUUGUUUUAACUAGAUAAGAUGUGGUUUUUUUCAGCGAAGCAAAUAGUCACAGGUUGAGUUGCCAAAAGAACACAGCUGCGGUCUCGGCCAGUGCUGGAUAUUAAAAACCUGGCUGUAAAUGUCAUCCCUAUGCUCCUGAAUCCUGCAUCUUAUCACCAGCCCAGACUUCCCUGAACUCCAGACUCCUUUACCUAACUGCCUAUUUGACCUAUCCACUUAGAUGUGUAAACAUCUCAAACUUAACAACUUCUCCAGAGUCCCCCACCCACUCUAUCCGUCUCAGCAAAUGGUAAUUUCAUCCUGUCAUGCCUAAACCAAAAACCUUGGAGUUGUCCUCAAUUCCUCUUCCUCUCACACUUCACAAUCCAUUCGUCCUAUCAGCCCAGCAUUCAGAAUAUAUCCAGAAUCCAAACACUCGUCACAAGUUCAGUGCUUCCAUUCAGGUCCAUAGAGACAUCAUCUCUAAAUGAUAAGGCUUUCUGUUGGCUCUCUGACCUCCACUCCUACCUACUGCUUCCCCCGGUAAACCUGGUUCCAGCCUCACUGUCCUCAUUGUUAGUGUUUCUGUGCAGGGAUUUCUUCCCAGCAUUUCUCCGGGAAUUUAUGUGGCUUUCCAAAUCUCAAAAGAAAAAAAGGUGCAAAAUGAAGAAAAUAGGAGAAAGUAUCCUAAUUCUCCUGUGAGAAUUCAAACUUAGCAGCCAACCUAGGGAUGUUACUGAAGAAAUUCACCAAUGUCAAGUUGAAAACCAGCCCAGGAAAUGCCGAGUUCGAGGCUGAGGUCGUCAUUUUCAGGAACCAGGACAAGAGCACUUGGGAGAGACAUGGCUACAGUCUCAUCAGUCAGUCUUGCUUGUAGUUGGUGCUAUGUAAGUAUAUGUUCCUGGCCCUGUGUGCUGCUGGCAGUGAGUCAUUCUUGCAAAUAAAAUAUAAAUAGGUUGAUACUCAUUGUAUACUUUAUACAAAUUCUAUGAGCAGUGUUCAAAAAAGUAACAAGUUUUGGAUUCAAAGUAAAUCCUUAAAUUGGCAGUUUCCAAUCCAUGAGUCUGGGUAGUACAGUUAACCCUGCUAGGAGAUCUAUUAUUUGAAUACUACUCAGUAAUGUUCUCUGUGUUCUCCAGUAUUUGAAUAUUUGCUAUAAACUCCAGUUCUUGUAAACACUUCUAGAUUUAAUAGUUCUCAUUUUUUAAACAAAGGCUUCAGAUACUCAUAAUAAUGAGUAAAGAAUAUGAAGAAGGUAGGGAAUAUUUUGAGAAUCAGAUUUUGAGAACAGCUGGUAAUUCUGAUUGCCUGUUUCUGCAUCCCACAGAGCAGUAUCUGUCAGGAAUUUGGUAACACUUGUUCCUCCAAUCCAAAUAACCACACACAUACACCUACACACACGCCAGCCUGAAAUACAGUUUCCCAGCUAUCCACGUGGUUUGCUCCUCUCUUUGCACAGGCAUCUGCUUCCUCAGGAAGGGCUUUCCCAACCACCCUAUAUAAAAUAAUUAUCCCCAUCUCCACACUCCCUACGCUCUGUCCCCUCGACCCUGCUUUAUUUUUUUACGAAGAAGAGAGACGACAUUAUUUGGAUUUUGAUACUAAACAGUUAGGUCAUCUUAGGUAAAUACAUAAGCUUUUGUGGGCCAGCGUUUCUUCGUUUGAAAAAUGAAGUUGGACUAGUUAUGUAGUGCUUAACUGCACUGCACAUUACAAUCACCUGGGGAGAUUUCAUCAAAUAUAGAACCAGGGAUGUACCUGAGAUCAAAUGAAUCUAGGACUUCUCAACUUUAAUGUGCAGACAAAUCACCGAGGAAUCUUGUUUAAAAUGCUGCUUCAAAAAAAAAAAAAAAAAAAAAUGCUGAUUCAGUAUCAGGUGAGACCAGAGACUAACAGGCUCCUAAAUGAUGCCAGUGCUCCGAGCCCACCAACCACUGUUUACUGAGGGGCAAGAUGAGAUCAUUGCCAAGUGCCUGCACAAUUCUCAUACGCCAUAAACUUAGGCCAUUCUGUCCGGUUUUUCAUUUGGUGACUAAUAGUGUCCACUAAGAAAACAAUACCUUCCCAAUUUCUUGCGGAGGGGAAGGUUAACUGAGAAAAAGCAUACCUGUGAUUAGUGCACAUGAUUACUGCUGUUUUCUUUUUUUAACUGUUGCUUUUAAAAUACAGGCAACAGAAGAUGCAUAUAAAGCCAGUGAAAAUAAAAUUCAGGUUCCAUGUAAA
Messenger RNA from Chlorocebus sabaeus (green monkey), 3315 nucleotides. The record is from RefSeq and is a predicted model, not a curated record. NCBI's taxonomy places the organism in Eukaryota, Metazoa, Chordata, Mammalia, Primates, Cercopithecidae.